AUGUCAACCGCCAAAGGUUAUCACGAUGCGCUCCUAGCCCUCUCCGGCAAUCCCGUCUUUGCCGCCGCACGAGACACUCUUCUUGCAAGCAUCAGCGACAAGGACCUGCUCGACGUCAUCACCCACGGUCUCAAGACUGGUUCUCCUAGGGAAACUCUUGAUGCCAUUGCGACACGACUACUUGACGGGCUUGCGAGGGCGCGGAACGCCGACGGCGCGGCAGCACAGGUCGAAGGCAGACAUGGCGGGGAUGAUGGCGAUGAUGAUGAUGACAGCGGCGGCGGUGGCGUCCGCAAGAGUGGUCGAGGUGCUAAACCUAAAAAGAAGACAGACGAAGGAACACCGAGAAGAAAACGUGGACCACCCAAACCAGCUAAGACCCCAACAUCGCAAGGAACUCAAUCACCAACUACAAACAAGAAGAGAACGGGAGACUGCCUCAUGCAAGAUGGAAAGAAGAGAAAGGACAUGAGCCCAGAGCCGAUGGACGAUGACGAAGAUUUCUUCAAGGCAGAGGAUACGGAAGAGCUGGAAGUAGUGGAGGUGCCUGCAAAGAAGAUUGUCAAGAAACCUUCCACUGAGGCUCCGGCGACCAACAGCAACACCACGGCAUCUUCGAAUAACGCCACCACAACCGACAGCAACAAAGUCACAAGCUCCGAGGACGAUGCCAUGUGGCAAGAAAUCCAGAAGAACUCCGUGAUGAGGGAUCUGCAACUUGUCGACAGCAACGACAGCGAUGGGAAGCAAGCCGAUGCCAGAGUUUCAGCCUCUCAUAUUACCAAGCCCAUUCGGAUCCCCGACAUCGAAGUCGUUUUCAGGAUACCUGACACGCGACCAGGAAAGAUGAAGCUCUUCCCACUCUCAUUUGUCAAAGAAUUCGUUCGCAGAUUCAACAAAGACUAUCUGGUGGGCGAUAAGAAUAGGAGCGCAUUCCGCGACAUGCUUGACCAAAAGUUUCCAUAUGAUACUUGUGUACACUGCGUCCUGAAUCCGAGGAAGGCUCAAGGAUGCCAUUGUUCGGUCAGGGCCUACAGUCGAGAUUGGGGCAAUGUCUGCGAUGCUUGUCUGGGAGAGGCAACGCUGUGUGCCAGAUUGGAAGAGUGGGCCAAUUAUAAGGAGGGUCAUGCGGCUAAGAAAAUCGUGCUGACGGUAUGUCCGAUUCCUCCCGGUGUACUUGGCGGAGCAGAUUGGCGGAGUAUGCGCUAG
Messenger RNA from Alternaria conjuncta, 1209 nucleotides. RefSeq lists its product as uncharacterized. Bases 1 to 1209 code for a protein of 402 amino acids. The record is from RefSeq and is a predicted model, not a curated record. The transcript is spliced from 2 exons. NCBI's taxonomy places the organism in Eukaryota, Fungi, Ascomycota, Dothideomycetes, Pleosporales, Pleosporaceae.